UACGCUAGACAAUAAGACAAUGGCGCUCAUUAUUCUACCGCUGGGUUCUUCUUUACAGUACCGAUGGCUCACGUUCUUUAUAAACUUUGACUUUACAAACGCAUGGCUAAAAAUCUUAGUGACGUUUGGUGUGAAUUUACCACAGAAAUUAAACAACUGGAUCAUGCGAGAACACGUUAUUGUCAUGUUUUGUGCAUAGAACUUUUUUCAGACGUAUUUGACGAAUGCAUUAAUGUAGUAUUUAGCCGUUCUCUUUUAAGUUUCUCCAUUAGUGACACAGACCUCUUGAGUGAAAAAAAGCAUAAAAAGCACAAGGAAGAUGUCAUUAAAAACAGCAUAUCAUGUGAAAUUGAACAUAUAUCAUCUGAUUUGGCAUUUAAUCUUAAAUGCACUGCAGAUGAUGAUCAACAUUUAUCAAUGAUAUUAGGGGAAGAUGAAGAAUUCAAAGUGAUGAAACAAAUGGGUCUUCCAACUUCCUUUGCUCUUCCAGCAAGCUUUCCACAAUGUGCUGAGGGUCCAAAGAAAAGCAAAAAGAACAAGAAGAAGAAAAAAAGAAGCAAAAAGGAGUGGUCCAACAGAUUCAUCCCAGUGAAUGUGAGAGUACAUUUCAAGAAGAGAAUAACAUUAUUGUUGGCGACACUACUCUUGAUGAUUUUGAAAGCAAGAAUCAUAACAUAUUGGUGCAUCACACUCAAAAAGAAUGAUUCAUCUUCACUGGGUUGCAAUAAACCAGUCUGUGAUGAUGAUUCAUGUGAUAGGUUUAGUUCCAAGUCUCCUGGUGGCAAUGACUGGUUAAAUUAUUGGAAGAGAUAUGGCUAUGAGCUAACUUUAAAAAGCUGGAAUGCACUUUACCCUGAAGUUACUCCACCCAAACAAGAAUAUUUACUGAACACUGUUAAUGUUACCAUGGAAGAAGACGUAUCGUUAAUGGAGAGUAAGACGCUAUUUUUGUGGAGAAAACUUAUGGAUGAAGUUUGUGCGUACUACUUUGCAGAAUAUCAUUAUUGGUAUGAGCAUGGUUAUCGUUAUGACCUGGAUGGUGUGGUACAACCUGAUAAAGACCUGAAUGGUGUGGUGCAACCUGAUAAAGACCUGAAUGGUGUGGUACAACCUGAUAAAGAGCUGAAUGGUGUGGUACAACCUGAUAAAGAGCUGAAUGGUGUGGUACAACCUGAUAAAGACCUGAAUGGUGUGGUGCAACCUGAUAAAGACCUGAAUGGUGUGGUGCAACCUGAUGAAGACCUGAAUGGUGUGGUACAACCUGAUAAAGACUGUAAAGAGAAGUUCAACCAUUGCUCUAAUUCAAAGCAUAAUGGCAAUCCAGUAUGUCAGUAUAAUCCUACUAUGUCACACGAAGAAUGUAUCUUAAGCAAUCAUAAAGAUGUGCUUAAAACAAAUUCUCAGAAAAAUCCGACUCAAUCUGUUGAUUCCAUGUGCCAUAUUACUUCCAAGGGAAAAACCACUGUCACGUGUUUGCAGGAGAACGAGGGUGAAGUAAAUCAAGAUAAUAACUCACUGCCUGAUCGUCAAGUUAACAAGAAGGCAGAUAAUAAUUUAAGACAGAGUGAAAAGAAUGAAAACUUGAGAAUUGAUGAACCCAGGACAUUAGCCCCAAAAUCAAAGCAUGAUGUUUACAAUUUUUUAGGUUUUAAGACUGCUUCUGGAACCAACUCACUUGCUUGCCAUCAAAAGUACGAACAUGCUCGUUUGACAUUCAAUGGAGAAUGUUUUUCUCUGAAAAAUUUUCCAAUGGACUCAAUUCAAGCACAUUGCUUAUACAACGAAAACUAUUCCUUUGACGAUGAAAGUUCUCAUACACAGACGCAAGAUGAUGAGGCUAAUCUUUCGACUUCAAAUUUAGGGAAUGACAGAAAGAAAGAGGAAGUACUACAAAAGGAAGAAUUGUCUAGUUUCGAGGAGAGUACAGAGACCAAUAACAGCAGAGAGACACGAAGUAUAGAAAAAUACACGAAUAGCCAGUUUGAUACAAUGAAGGAGGAAUAUUGUGGUAGUGAUCAUAUAAUCGGUGAAAACUACAAAACUCGUCCAUCGAGGCAAGGUUUGACAAAGUAUUGGCAUCAACGUUAUCGUUUGUUUUCCCGUAUUGACGAAGGUAUAAAAAUGGAUGAUGAAGCUUGGUUUUCUGUCACACCAGAACGUAUAGCGAAACAUAUCGCAUACAGAUGUCGUUGUGAUCUCAUUAUUGAUGCGUUCUGUGGUGUGGGAGGUAAUGCAAUACAGUUUGCUUUCACGUGCGAACGGGUAAUAGCAAUCGAUAUUGACCCGGUCAAAAUAGAAUUCGCGCGACAUAACGCUUGUAUUUAUGGAGUUUCAGAUAGGAUAGAGUUUAUUGUUGGAGACUACAUGAAGCUUGCACCAACUCUAUGCGCAGAUGUCGUAUUCUUAAGUCCACCAUGGGGAGGUCCCGGAUAUUCUGAUUCAACAGUUUUUGAUCUUCAAACUAUGAUACCAAUGAACGGAUACAGGAUUUUUGAUUUAACCCGUACGAUCACCAAUAACAUUGCAUAUUUUGUUCCAAAGAAUACGAACGUUGAGCAAUUGACGUCUCUUGCUGAUGUUGAUGGGAAAGUUGAAAUCGAACAGAAUCUUUUGAAUAGACGUGUUAAGACAAUCACCGCAUAUUUCGGUGAAUUAAUUAGAAAUAAACACCAACGAUCAAAUGUAUUGUAGAAGUUUUGACUUUUUUUUAUUUUUUUUUGAAUUGCGAAUAAAAUCUGUUUUUGUUC
This is a messenger RNA of Xenia sp. Carnegie-2017, 2747 nucleotides long. Its product is annotated as trimethylguanosine synthase-like. Gene Ontology annotation, biological process: 7-methylguanosine cap hypermethylation; 7-methylguanosine RNA capping. The transcript has 5 exons. Bases 103 to 2691 code for a protein of 862 amino acids. Lineage: Eukaryota; Metazoa; Cnidaria; Anthozoa; Malacalcyonacea; Xeniidae. The record is from RefSeq and is a predicted model, not a curated record. Gene Ontology annotation, molecular function: RNA cap trimethylguanosine synthase activity. Gene Ontology annotation, cellular component: nucleus.